This is a messenger RNA of Misgurnus anguillicaudatus (oriental weatherfish), 4271 nucleotides long. RefSeq names its product protein tyrosine phosphatase non-receptor type 11a (gene ptpn11a). The record is from RefSeq and is a predicted model, not a curated record. Gene Ontology annotation, biological process: positive regulation of ERK1 and ERK2 cascade; protein dephosphorylation. NCBI's taxonomy places the organism in Eukaryota, Metazoa, Chordata, Actinopteri, Cypriniformes, Cobitidae. Gene Ontology annotation, cellular component: cytoplasm. Gene Ontology annotation, molecular function: cell adhesion molecule binding; receptor tyrosine kinase binding; non-membrane spanning protein tyrosine phosphatase activity.
GUCAUGACGUGUGUCGCAGGUCUUGUGACGUUUUUCCAAUCGACUCGAGAAAAGUCUUUCCGCCGCCGCGGCCUAGCAUUCACCAUCCCUCAUUCCGGUGAUUUUAUUGCCUCAUGUCCGUCCGUACGAUCCCGAACCGAGCGGGACACGCUGUUUUAUGACGGACUGAACACGCGACUGUCGAUUUAAACGGAGUUUUACUUUGAAAGCUAGUGAAAAACAGCCAGCAGGGCGCGCGAGCGAUGACAUCCCGGAGGUGGUUUCACCCCAACAUCACCGGAGUCGAGGCAGAAAAUCUUUUACUUACUCGAGGUGUUGAUGGAAGUUUUCUGGCUCGGCCCAGUAAAAGCAAUCCAGGAGACUUUACGCUGUCUGUCAGGCGAAAUGGUGCCGUCACUCACAUUAAGAUUCAGAACACAGGAGAUUAUUAUGACCUGUACGGCGGAGAGAAGUUUGCCACGCUGGCUGAGCUGGUGCAGUACUACAUGGAGCAUCACGGACAGCUGAAAGAGAAAAACGGAGAUGUCAUUGAACUAAAAUAUCCACUCAACUGUGCCGAUCCCACCUCAGAGAGGUGGUUUCAUGGUCACCUGUCAGGGCGCGAGGCGGAGAAGCUCCUGACGGAGAAGGGAAAGAAUGGAAGUUUUCUGGUGAGAGAGAGUCAGAGCCACCCUGGAGAUUUUGUGCUGUCGGUACGGACCGGCGAUGACAAGACAGACACCAGUGACGGCAAACCCAAAGUCACACAUGUCAUGAUCCGCUGCCAGCAUGAUCUGAAAUACGACGUCGGUGGUGGAGAGAAAUUCGACUCGCUCACAGAUCUGGUGGAACACUACAAGAAGAAUCCCAUGGUUGAAACUCUAGGUACAGUCCUGCAGCUCAAACAGCCUCUGAACACGACCCGCAUCAACGCAGCAGAGAUCGAGAGUCGGGUACGAGAGCUCAGCAAGCUGGCGGAGGCCACUGAUAAAGUCAAACAGGGAUUCUGGGAGGAGUUUGAGACGCUUCAGCAGCAAGAGUGCAAACUGCUGUACAGUCGCAAGGAAGGUCAGCGGCCGGAGAAUAAGAACAAGAACCGAUAUAAAAACAUUCUUCCCUUCGACCAUACACGAGUCAUGCUGAUUGAUGGUGAUGCUAAUGAGCCGGGAUCUGACUACAUCAACGCCAACAUCAUUGAGCCUGAACUUGAAAACAAGGGCAACAAUAAAUUAAAGAGGAGCUACAUCGCCACGCAGGGCUGCCUGCAGAACACCAUCAGUGACUUCUGGAGGAUGGUGUUCCAGGAGAACACGCGCGUCAUCGUCAUGACAACGAAGGAAGUGGAACGUGGAAAGAGUAAAUGUGUGAAGUAUUGGCCGGAUGCGACGGCGCUGAAAGAGUACGGAGCCAUGCGUGUACGCAACGUUAAGGAAACGCAGGCGCACGAUUACAUCCUUCGAGAGCUAAAACUGUCAAAAGUCGGACAGGGUAACACCGAGCGUACAGUGUGGCAGUAUCAUUUCCGUGCCUGGCCCGAUCACGGGGUGCCCGGAGACCCCGGCGGUGUCCUGGACUUCCUGGAAGAGGUCAAGUUAAAGCAGGAGGGCAUUACAGGGGCUGGACCCAUCGUGGUGCACUGCAGUGCUGGGAUUGGACGAACAGGAACGUUUAUUGUGAUUGACAUCUUAAUAGACAUCAUCAGAGAAAAGGGAGUGGACUGUGAUAUCGACGUCCCGAAGACGAUCCAGAUGGUGCGAUCUCAGCGUUCGGGAAUGGUUCAGACGGAGGCGCAGUAUCGCUUUAUCUACAUGGCCGUACAACAUUAUAUUGAGACUCUACAGCGGCGCAUAGAGGAGGAGCAGAAAAGUAAAAUUAAAGGACGUGAAUAUACCAACAUCAAAUACUCGCUGUCUGAUCUGUCUGGAGGAGAUCAGAGCCCACUGCCACCCUGCACACCAACACCAACCUGUGUCGAAAUGAGAGAUGACAGCUCGCGGGUUUAUGAGAAUGUGGGUCUAAUGCAACAGCAGAAGAGUCACAGAUGAGAUUUGGGACUCCAGUGAUGUCCAGAACACAGGAAGUGUUUUUUGUUGCUCUUGAAGGCCGGAGAUGUGACCAUAUACAGAGAGACAACAUAAAAAGAUUGAAAAAAAGACAAAAAAAUCCAAAGAUGGUCCACACAAGCUCAGAGACACGCGGAUGGAGGGAAUUUCAUUUCUUCAUCCAGCUACGUAGCCUUUUAACCCCACAUGAGAAACCACUGUGACCAUUUAAAAGCCUUAUACUGAAUAAACCCAGAACAAGCCCUGCAAAAUCCUCUUCUGUCGGGUGUGGAGGUCUCUCAGAUGAUUCGGGCUACAUUUAGCACGUGUGGAUAAACCUUCACUCUCUCGUUCGUCUCUAAAGUCGUCCCUUUGUUAGUCGGGUUUUUUAAUUGAAGCGCUUUUCAGCUGUGAUUAUUCGAAGAGAAAAUCAUGUCAGCUUUUACUCAAAUAAUCUGGAUAAAAUAAUCAGGAAAAUGUGAUUCUCUGGAAUACCGAUUAUUGUUGUUGUUUAUUAUUCAGACUUAAUUGAAUUUUUAAUAUCAAGUUAUUGGCUUCAUAUGUCCCAUUGUGUCAUUGUAGAAGUUUCAUCAUGUAUGAUUUCACAUUUUUUGCCUUCGGUUUAAGUCUAGCAUCCUUACGAACUUCAGCUGAGAUGGGUCCGUACAAAGGCUGCAAAACGAUUAAUCGCAACUAAUCGUUAGCAAAAUAAAAGUUUUUUUUUACAUCAUAUGUGUGUGUACUGUGUAUAAUAAUUAUGUAUAUAUAAAUACACACACACACAUGUAAAAAAUAUUUACAUGUGUAUAUACAUUUUUAUAUUUAUAUAUUAUUUAUGUUAUAUAUAUAUAAAUAUAAAUACCUAAACCAUAAAUAUAUAUUUUUCUUAAAAUUAUACAUGCAUGUGUGUUUAUUCAUAUACAUAAUUAUUAUACACAGUAAACGCACAUUUGUGAUGUUUAUUUUGCAAACGAUUAAUCGCGAUUAAUCGUUAUGCAGCCGUAGUCCGUACAUCUUUGCUUUGCCUUGUCCCCCACAUCAACAAAUGUCCUGAUGACUUUUUCACGGGAUGUCUUUGACUUGUUUGCAUUACUAUCAGGUGACCCUGUGGCAGUUUUUGAUCGACUGCUAAAUCUGUUUGUUUUUUGCUGUCUUUUUUAAAUUUGUGAAUCAUUUACGUCAAAGCACCGUAUGAACUUGCGUUUUAAAAGCGACCGCACAUCCUGGUGAUUUCUAGCUUGUUAAGAGCAUCAGAUAUGUUAGAGAUUUUAAAGUGUUAUUAUGGCCCUCUAUGAUGGACAGAUUUUCUUUAAUGGUUGAAUUGUUUUUGCCACAAGCCUGAGUAUUCUUGCAAUGCUAUCUUCUACUUUUCUACAAAAUGUUUUCACUUUCCUACUUUUAACACUUUGCUUACUAAAACCAAAUUUUGUCAUCUGGUCAGUAUUUGGUCAUUCAUUAAUUUAAAAUAGUUUUCGCGAGUGCUUUAGAAAGUAAAUCCAUGUUGUCAUUUCAAACAUAAGCGUUGGGCCGCCACACAUUUUUGCAGACGCUCUGGUACUUUCACAAACGUGUCUUUUUUUUGUUCACAAUUACAUUGAUACGGCCUUGACUUUCUUGUUUUCACCCUGAACGUCGGUCUCGUAAACUGUGUAAAAAUGUGAAAAGGCCGAGUGCGUGCGCUCUUUGAGCCCAGGGGAUGUAUUGUGUGUCUGGUGUACUGUACUGUGUUUAUUGUCCUGAAGCGUGCGAGUGCGUUUGUAUCGGCUGUUUGCUCUUUGAAGUCCAAUGUUUUAUUUAUGCCACGCUUUUUCUCUUCCUUCAUGGAUCAACACUUUGUCUCGAUGAUGUAAACGCUUUCACGCGCCUGUGUGUUUCUGUCAGUGACCAAUAUCUUUAUUUCUUUCUUUUUAAAUUGAAUCAUACACGGCUUGAGUCCUCUUCGCAGAAAGCAUACGGUCCAAAACAACUAAUGUGAAUAAUUGUCAUCGUGAAGAGAACGAAAUGGUUGUGGAACUCGAUGCAAACAAACUAUAUAUUUUUAAAACUUGUAUAUUGUACAUGAAUAUCUUGUAGAGAAGAAUGUACUUACUAAACAUAUAAUUGCCAUAAAGAUAUACUGUAUGUUUAACCCAGCAUCUCUUGUGCCAGACAUUGGGCCUUACAGAAGCUAAAAGGGUUGAUCGUGUUGUUUGGCUAUCAAUGCAAUUAACCGACUCCUUAAUAACAAUAAAUACAAAGCUCACAACUUUA